Molecule: messenger RNA, 810 nt
Organism: Cylindrotheca closterium
Lineage: Eukaryota; Bacillariophyta; Bacillariophyceae; Bacillariales; Bacillariaceae
Source: the annotation of a GenBank genome assembly
AUGACUACGAGACUAAGAACUUCUCUUUCACUGUUCCUCUUCGCUGUUUCAGCUAGUGGUUCACUUGCUUUUGCUCCAUCCAUCAAUAAUGCUCCUCAGUUUGUUCGCCAAGAAUCUAAAUCAUCAUGCUUGUACAUUAGCCCCCUUGCGUCCAAGGAUUACUUGACGGAGGAUGGUGGUGUCCAAAAGGAGAUUCUCUUUGAGGGAAAGGGGGGGAUUCCAGCAAAAGGCACCAGCGUAAUUAUGAGCUAUGCGGGUAGUCUGGCACCCAACAACUGGUCUUCACAAGAAGUGGUAGAUUGUUGGUUGAGCGAACAACAAGGAUUGGAUCAUUUGAAGGAUGCCUUUCUCGACAGUGAAAUUGAUGAAGCCAAAUUGACAAAUCCGGACGAGUUUACCGAGGACUUUGUGACCAAUACACUAGAUGUUCAAGCCAAGAUUCAAUGCAAAAAGCUUGUCUUGGCGGCCAAACGAUUGGCGUCGAAUCGUGGGGAACUGCCGUAUGGGCACAUGUUUGAUUCCAAUCCCGAAUACUCGUAUAAAUUGGGAUCCAACAAGCUCAUCAAGGGCAUGGAAAUUGGAUUGGCUACCAUGAAGCCUGGCGAGUGGUCCGUCAUCUCGAUUCGUUCGGAUUAUGGGUACGGAUCGGAAGGCUAUCGCAAAGCCAAUGGAGACGUCAUUGUUCCACCUUUUGCUACUUUGAAUUUUGAAGUCCAAUUGUAUCCAGAAGGAAUUACAGAUUUGAAGGGGCUGGAAGAAUACUUGGGAGGUGGCGACGAGGCUUUUGACAUUGAUAUUAAUGAUGUAUAG